AUGUUGUUCUUGAGACUGAGAUUCAAGAACAUCUCUUCUGAGAUUUAUGGAAGCUUUGUGAUCUUUUCCGUGAAACUCACUCUGUCGAUGCAAAUUAUUGGAUUCUAUGUGAGGGUGUCAUCUUCAUUACUAUGGAUUCAGAUGUACAGACUCGGAGUUUCGUAUGUAGACAGCUCAGUUCCUCGAGAAGCAGAUGCUGAUAUAAGAAAUAGUUUCUUAAAUCCUGCAACUCCUUCUGUAGUUAGACAUUCCUCUGGCUCUGAUGAUGUUUUAGGAGGGUCUAUAUACAACCCAGCAUAUUACUCCUCUCUCUUUGAAGAUGGAAAAGAUCAUGGAUAUUCGUACGGGCGAACCUUGUUGUGGUUAUUGUCGUGUCCACUUGUUGUUGGAAUCGUCGAAUCAUCGGAGGUUGAAGAUUGCCUGCGUCUCACCAUAGUCGAACACCUAGAUCCAGGUUUGCAGUCGGUUCAUCCCCCUGUGCUAGACCAACUAGUUCAUAUACAUAACAGACCGGUUCAGUACAGUUCAGACAGUAUUUUCAGCAUCGGUUCAGUAAAACCAGUCCAGUUCAGGUUGUUUCAGAACCGGUUCAGUGAGGAUUUUGCAGCCCUG
This is a messenger RNA of Ilex paraguariensis (yerba mate), 612 nucleotides long. The record is from the annotation of a GenBank genome assembly. Lineage: Eukaryota; Viridiplantae; Streptophyta; Magnoliopsida; Aquifoliales; Aquifoliaceae.